Linum trigynum is the source of this 5673-nucleotide messenger RNA. Lineage: Eukaryota; Viridiplantae; Streptophyta; Magnoliopsida; Malpighiales; Linaceae. The record is from the annotation of a GenBank genome assembly.
CAUAUAAACAAGUUGAUAGAAGGAAUAGACACUAUAGAUCUUACUUCAAUAUAUGACAUCACUAUGGUUACACUAGAAAUAUCAUACUUUGUCUCAGACAUUGUAGAAGAACAAAUGAGUAUUGGAACCACAGAGACAUUAGAAGGUGUUUCUAAAAUCGAAUUAAUUAUCGAUAUAAUAAAUAAUCUAACUAAAAUUAAACAAAAACUAAUGAAUAAUUAAAACUCAGUUUUUAAUAAGUAUCGAUAAGUUAGGAACAGGGAUGGCAAUGGGUCGGGUUGGGGCGGGUUUUGUCAAACCCAAACCCAAACCUGUUAGGAUAUGACUUGAAUUUGAUUUGGGUUUGUUUUGUGUUUUAGGCCUAUUCUGUUUGGGUUUGUGUUUGGGCUUUGUUUGACCUUUUCCUUGUAUGUUUGGGAAAAGGUGUUUGGUUUUCUGUUUGGGAUUAGGAGAAGAGUUCUAUAAAUACUCUUCAUCUCCCUAAUCUGUAGUAAGGUCAGUGAUGCUCUAAAACACAACACCAAACUGCGACCAAGUAUAAUCGCAGUCCGGGAAUGCAGUAAAGUGACAAGUUAUAUUAUCAACCCGGGGUCUAGAUCUACUGCUUACUCAGUGAUUCUCUAUUAUCUAGCCAACUAAGUUAAGUGUUUGUUGUGUAAAAGCAAAAGCAGAAAGAAAGCAGGAAUUGAUACGGUUUUCUCAAGCAGGUAAGAGUCACUCGGGAAUGAGUCCCCCUAGCUCCUUAGUUAGGUUUCAAUUGUAUUUCCCUGGGUUGAUUUACUGUUGAUUAGACUGCGGAAGAUCCGACAGUAGCUUGGAAUCUCUUAAGCUGACCAAGCCCUCUCAAUCUAACUACCCGGCAAACGACUAGUCUUCACCGGGAUAGAAAGCUGAAGCAGUAAGAACAGAACUCCACUACUGGAAUUGGAUUCCAGUACAAAGCAGUAAACUGGCUAACUCUCGUAUAGCCAAUCUCCUACUACCGAAUGAUGAGACGCUAGCAACCUAAUCAGAUUCUAUCUAUCUCAGAUUGUAGCAGGAAUCAGGAAAAGUUGAUCAGACUUCAAUUGACUCAAUAAAUAUGCAUCAUUCGAUUAAAAUCAAACAGUAAUAUCAUCCCAAGUCAUUACAAUCAAUCCCUAACACAUAGAACUAGGGUUCUUCAUCCCCAAGUGAGAGAGAGGUUCUACUCCAUAGAGAGAGAGAGGAAAACAAGGUACAAAGCAGUUACUCAUUACAAUGGGAAGAAUCUGCUCUGAGAUGAUGAUUUCCACUCCUGUGACAAUCUCCAAGCUCGAUUUGAUGAAACCCAGCUCCAAGAUAGCUUCUAGGAUGUGUUCUUCGUCCUUUCUCUCUCUAGGGCUCUGUUUUUGCUCAAAAAGUCCGAUCUCUCACUUGUGGCUCGAAAUUGGCUGAAAAACCAUGAUUUCCCGACUCACACGGGCAGGCCACACGGCCGUGUGGCUCACCCAGUUGCCCGUGUGAGUCAAAACGCGGCGUAUCAUUAAGUCGAAAUUCAGGCUUCCCACACGGCCAGGGUCGCAUGGCCGUGUGGGAUUUCCAUCCUGCCCUUGUUUGCUCUCGGUGAAAAUCACACGGCCACAAAUGUGAGUUGCACGGCCGUGUGAUGUCCAGGAAUGCCCGUGCGGCUUCCUUAGCACCUCGCCACGCGUCCGAUCUUCGUCCAAUCGACCCCAAACUCGCUCCCAAGCCUCCAUUCACGUACUAGGACCUGAAAUAUCACAAACAAGCACAACCUAGCGUGAAAUCGGCCUAAAACACGAGAAUCAACACCUCAAACGGUGUAAGAACAGGGGUAAAAACAUGUGUAAUUAACGUUCUAUCAGUCAGUCAGGUUAGUUUGUUUGGUUUGUCCGUUUGGAAUUUGGUUUGUAACCUGUACUCUCCUCAAAAUCAGUGAAAUUUGUUCUCCCCUGCCCGUGGAUUAGCUAGCACACAUUGUGUUAGUGAACCACGUUAAAUUUGUGUUCAUUCCUGUUGGUUUGGAUUAUCGAUUGCCACGCUUCUGUUAGCCAGCAGCAGCUCCAGCCCCAGAUGACAGGAUGACGAAGCUGGAAAACAUUCUAGCUUCAUUCAUGACGAGCACUCAAGCGACUAUCACGAGGUUGGACCAGAGUGUAGCUUCACUGGAGGCAGGUCAGAGGAACCAGGGUGCCAUUUUGCAGGAUCUACAGACCCAGGUGGGCAUCUUGGCCCGCCAGAACACCACCAGGGCACCGGGGACUUUGCUUGCCACCACUGUCCCGAAUCCUCGAGAUCCUCACCAGCAUCAGCAGCUGGACGCCAUUUUUACCAGAAGCGGUAAGACCAUAUCUGCUGAUCCUGUCCCGGCCAGACAGGAGGAACCACUGCCUGCUUCAGCACUUCCAGCCGACGAUGCAGAAGUGCGGGUGGAGAAGGAAGCCCCUGCUCCCAAGCCACAACUAGUGGUUAAGGAGCAUGUACUCCAGCUUCCCUUCCCCACCCGCCUACACAAAGACAAGCUGGAGACUGAGUUUGCCAAGUUCAUGGCAAUGUUGAAGCAGCUCAACAUCAGCUUACCGUUCGUGGAGGCACUGUCGAAGAUGCCCAAGUAUGCCAAGUUCAUGAAAGAUCUCUGCACCAACCAGAAGAAACUUGGGGAUCUCUCGACAGUGAUGCUGAACGAGGAGUGUUCUGCUAUCCUGCAGAACAAGCUGCCCGAGAAGCGCAAGGAUCCAGGGAGUUUUACUAUCCCUCUUACUAUUGGCAGCAUGCAUGUAGGCAAGUCCUUGGCGGACCUAGGCGCUAGCAUUAAUGUCAUGCCAUAUAAGUUGUACAAAAAGCUAGACCUAGGUGAACUUAGCCCUACUAGGAUGAGCAUUCAGUUAGCUGAUCGUUCUAUCGUGCAUCCUAGGGGUAUCAUUGAGGAUCUGCUGGUUAAAGUAGGUGCAUUCACAUAUCCUGUUGAUUUUGUUAUUCUUGAUAUACAUGAGGAUGUGUAUGUGCCUUUGAUUCUAGGUAGGCCUUUUCUUGCCACCGCCAAGGCACUUAUUGAUGUGCAUGAUGGUAAACUGAUCUUGCGUGCUGGGAAUGAACAGACUAUUUUUUCUGUGACUGAAUUUGAUCACUGUGCUAUGAUUGCUAUCACGCCUGUGCAUGCCAUUUCUGAUCAGGUACACGAGCCUGUCGUGUAUCCUUCUGCACCUCCUAUUUUUCAGGACCCUCCUAUCAUUCCUUCGCCGCCACUCCAUCCAGCCUCGCCUCCGAACAAAAAGCUCAAGGAGGAGUGGCGGCCGAAGCAGCAGGUUGCUAAGCCUGCGCGGAAGAAGAGUGGAGACCACUAUGAGCUGGUCCCACCUCCUGCACCACGACCACCCUGGCCGUCUGGGUACUCACUCGCCUGCAUCUUGCCAGAUGGGCAGGUCGAGCUGACUGAUGAUGGUGGUCGCAUCCGUCGGGUGCAUGGCCACAACCUGAAGCUGUACCUCAAGAGCGAUGUGGUCGGGGAUUUAAGCUUCAUGACCGGGACCCCUUCUGUUUCUCAGACGCCAAAAAGGGAAAUCCCCGGCCUCUUCAGAAAAAUACCCGGCCGGGUAUUUGUGGUCAUGGCCGGGUAUUUUCUUUCUCCAGCCCACUUCAAUCCUCGUUUGCUCCUUUCGACCCGAAUCUCGUUCCUUCGCCUCGAUUCCAACGCCAGGUCCUGAAAUAUGACACAAACAUACAACCUCGCGUGAAAUCGGCUUAAAAUCCGAGAAUUAACCUUUCAAACGGCUCAAGAAUAGGGGUGAAAAUACGUGUAAUUAUCGGUCUAUCAUCUGACAAGUGGUAUCAGAGCCUUUGGUUGCGGUUUUGGGAAUUUGGUGUUGGACUGAAGUUUUGCUUUGAGGAGUUUGGUUGGAGUUUGUUUGAUAGUAAGAAUGGCUGCUAUCAGUAUGAAGAUUGAGAAGUCGAUUUGGAGCUGCAGGUUUGGAGUUAGAAGUAAAUUUGAUGUUGGUGUUAUGGACGGAAAUAACACCAAGAUGGUUCUGCAUGGCAAGUCCCAACAUGGGUUGGACUUGCUGCAUGUUUUGAUUUGUUGACCGCCCUUAGGGGCAUCUGGAGGCAGGGGAGAUUCUGGUACAACUGAUUUGGAGAAGUUUGGUACGUCUGACAGUUUUGAUUGCAUCUGAGUUUGGCGAUUUGCAUCGCGUUUGGUCUGGCGAUAUGAAUCGCAUUUGGAUAUGUCUGGCAAUCUUGAUUGCGUUUGAGUUUGGCGGUUUCGAUCGCAUUUGGAUACGUCUGGCGAUAUGUAUCGCGUCUGGGUACAUCUGGCAACUUUUGUUGCGUCUGGUACAUCUGGUAUUUGACAGAGAAUUGAAGUCAAGGUGGAGAUUGUUAGGAUAUGACUUGAAUUUGAUUUGGGUUUGUUUUGUGUUUUAGGCCUAUUCUGUUUGGGUUUGUGUUUGGGCUUUGUUUGACCUUUUCCUUGUAUGUUUGGGAAAAGGUGUUUGGUUUUCUGUUUGGGAUUAGGAGAAGAGUUCUAUAAAUACUCUUCAUCUCCCUAAUCUGUAGUAAGGUCAGCCAGGUUAGUUUGUUUGGUUUGUCCGUUUGGAAUUUGGUUUGUAACCUCUACUCUCCUCAAAAUCAGUGAAAUUUGUUCUCCCCUGCCCGUGGAUUAGCUAGUACACAUUGUGUUAGUGAACCACGUUAAAUUUGUGUUCGUUCGUAUUGGUUUGGAUUAUCGAUUGCCACGCUUCUGUUCUGACAAAACCCAUGGGUUUAUCCACCAAAAAACCUCGGGAUAAAACCUGUUGGAUUUGAAAAACUCAAACCCAACCCAACCUGCUGGGUAUCCGCGGGUUCAUGGGUACCCGUGGAUUUUUGUGAUAAAAAAUGUACAAUAAUAAGUUUCUUUCAAAAUAAAAGUUUAACAUCAAUUUUCUCAUACAAAAAAGGGUAAAACACCAAUUUAGAGCAUACAAGCAAACCGCAAAUGAUCAAUACAAAUUGUUCAAAGAUAAGCAUCUAUAAACAAUAAGAUUAAUUGAAAGCUUCUUCCUCGUCAACUAAGUUGCUUCACUCUUCACUUUAUAAUAUCAACUUCAUUCUAAACAAUUAGAAAAGAACAAAUUAUACAUGUCUCCACAAACAUAAAGAAUAUUAGUUGUUUAAGAAAGAUAUAUUAUUUGGAAUAUUAAAUAUACCGAGAAAGUAAUUAUAUGUGUGUGGGAGGGUACCCAUGGGGCGGGUUUACCUAAACCCAAACCCAACCCGACUCGGUGAAAGUGUAGCGGGUUUAAACCCGAACCCGACCCAAAACCCGUCUACACGGGUUUUACCCGCGUUGACCGGAUUGGAUCGGGUCGGUACCAGUGGGUUCGGGUUUUAUUGCCAUCCCUAGUUAGGAACACUAAAAAAUCUCUUUACAAAACAUAAUUAUAUUGGUUGAGUCAUGUCACUAUCCCUCCAUGAUGAAUAAAACAAGCACAUCUCCUUCAUAACAAACAAAAAAAUGAAGAAAGCAAAGUUACCUAAGAAAGAUCAUGAGUGUAUAUCAAUUAUUGGGUAUCAGAUUCUUUGGUUAAAAUUUUUACGUAAAAUCGUGGGAAUAUAUAUAUGUUUGGGUAUCAAAUUCAUUGGUCAGAUUCUUGACAACAGAGCCAACAAAUCCAACCAAGUCAACCAACCCAGGAAUAAAAACAAAGAAUUAAA